Myripristis murdjan (pinecone soldierfish) is the source of this 1875-nucleotide messenger RNA. RefSeq names its product formyl peptide receptor 1 (gene fpr1). Bases 71 to 1207 code for a protein of 378 amino acids. Gene Ontology annotation, cellular component: plasma membrane. The transcript has 2 exons. Gene Ontology annotation, molecular function: G protein-coupled receptor activity; complement receptor activity. The record is from RefSeq and is a predicted model, not a curated record. Lineage: Eukaryota; Metazoa; Chordata; Actinopteri; Holocentriformes; Holocentridae. Gene Ontology annotation, biological process: positive regulation of cytosolic calcium ion concentration; phospholipase C-activating G protein-coupled receptor signaling pathway; complement receptor mediated signaling pathway.
UGUCCCGGGACAGUUUUCUGACGGACGCGUCUUCUGUGCACCGAAAAGCUCUGUGAAAGGUCUCAAGACAAUGAUGGUUAUUAUGACCACUACUCCUUUCUAUGACAUCAAUGCAACGCUGUCGAGUGAAAACAGCUCCCUGGGUGAGGAUUUGUAUGAGGACUACAAGGAUGAGUAUGCUGAAGUCAGACAGUCCCUGAACAUCAUGUCUCUCAUCGUUUACUGCCUUGCUUUUGUGCUCGGGGUGUUGGGAAAUGGAGUGGUCAUCUGGGUGACCGGGUUCAAAAUGAAGAAAACAGUCAACACAGUUUGGUUCCUCAACCUGGCUGUGGCUGACUUCCUCUUCACAGCAUUCCUGCCUCUGAGUGUGACAUACACGGCCAUGGACUUCCACUGGCCUUUUGGCAAAUUCAUGUGCAAACUGAACAGCACCGUGAGCUUUCUGAACAUGUUUGCCAGUGUCUACAUUCUGGUGGUCAUCAGCGUGGACAGAUGUGUGUCUGUGGUGUGGCCAGUCUGGGCCCAGAACCACCGAAGUGUACGCAAGGCGUCUUUUGUGAGUCUGGGUGUUUGGGUCCUGGCUCUGGUUCUCAGCACUCCCUACUUCAUCUUCAGAGACACUGGGGCAUCAUUUCAUGAUGAGGACAUUAUCAACUGCUUCAAUAACUUUGCAUUCUCCGAUGACUAUGAAACACCGGCCGUGGUUGAGCUGCGACAGUUUCGGCAUCGGGCCAUGAUCAUUACCCGUUUCCUUCUAGGAUUUGUGGUCCCGUUCACGAUCAUUGUCUCCUGUUAUGCUGUGAUAAUCCAUCGCCUGAGGAGGAACCGUUCCCUGGCCAGCCAGUCAAGUCGCCCCUUCAAAAUCAUUGCUGCUGUUAUCACUGCUUUUUUCCUGUGCUGGGCUCCCUACCACAUCAUGGCUCUGAUUGAGAUGGUGAAUCACAUGGCGGCUGAGUUCAGUGAAACAUUAGACCAUGUCACCACCAUUGGGAUUCCUAUAGCUACCAGCCUGGCCUUUCUCAACAGCUGCCUGAACCCCCUGCUGUACGUGUUCAUGGGCCAAGAUUUCAAGGAUAAAGUUCGUAAAUCCAUCCUGAAGGUGCUGGAGAGUGCCUUCCAGGAGGAGGUGUCUCGAUCCAACACCUACACAAACUCAGGGUUCACCACUCGCAGCAAAGAGAAGUCCUUUUCCGAUGCUGAGGUAUAGAGGUGCUUUGAGAUUGACACCAACGAUUGUAAAUAGCGCUAAUUACCUCAACGUUUUAAACCCUUAAGGCUAUAUAUUUUCUACACAUUCUUUGCAACUGAAAGAUCGAUUAAAUAUAUUCAAAACAAUAUACUAGCAUAUGACUUCUGAAAACAAUAUUGUUCUGAAAUUUUCAAGGGUGAGGUGUUCAGAAAACAUAUUUUACGUUAAGUGUAUGAAUAUGUAAUGCCUGGCAGAAUACAAUGUUAGUAAGCUAAGUUUAAUAUAGUCGAUAUGUUACACAUGAUCUCUCAUCUUCCUUGAAGAUAUCUAUCCAUUCUGAUAUUUACUUACAUUUAAAAAUGGAUUGGUGCCUGUAGUGUGUUAUCACAUAACUUUUGGACCACCUUGUCUCCAGAUUCGGUAGAAUAAUGAAGCUAAAUAAUAAACUUCACUUUUAAUGAUUGUAACUGUAAAAAGAAAAAUACUAAUCCCAUUAUAUUCCUCUAUUACCGAACCUUCCCACAUGAUCAAGCCACUGAGAAGUGCACUUGCCAAACUCCAUGUAUGACUCUGGUUGUGUUCAUGUGAUAUGAGCCUGUUUCUGUAGUUGGUGUUCUAUACAUAUACACAUUUACAAAUACAUAACAUUAUUAUUAUGAUUAUGAUUAUUUUUAUUGUUUCUUUAU